This is a messenger RNA of Sardina pilchardus (European sardine), 9268 nucleotides long. It is a transcript of the gene wizb, whose product is annotated as WIZ zinc finger b. The record is from RefSeq and is a predicted model, not a curated record. Gene Ontology annotation, cellular component: nucleus. Gene Ontology annotation, molecular function: RNA polymerase II cis-regulatory region sequence-specific DNA binding; DNA-binding transcription factor activity, RNA polymerase II-specific. Gene Ontology annotation, biological process: regulation of transcription by RNA polymerase II. The transcript is spliced from 16 exons. The coding region runs from base 334 to 6297 and encodes 1987 amino acids. NCBI's taxonomy places the organism in Eukaryota, Metazoa, Chordata, Actinopteri, Clupeiformes, Clupeidae.
GUCCUUCUGCUAAACUCUCUACCCCUCCUCACCUACGUCACUUGCGCAGCCGUGGCGUCCCUACCAGGCAAACAACAUGGAGUCCUGAAUUUGGCCACUACAAAAGAUUUACAGUCAAAACUGCAUUCCAAUGUGAUCUCCGACGUGAUCAGGAUUAUACGGCGACACAACGAGACACAUGUGCCAGCCGUAAGAGUACACUGCUUCGACAGAAAUAAAGCAUGAAGAGCGCGGGUUGAGGUUACACCAAUCCUGCCAACCAGGCCGAAUACCUGGAUACACUCUGCACAAUGUAAUAGAGGACGCUCCAGCAACGCUGUGCACAAGGCAACCAUGGAAUCUGGAGGGGGUACACACCCCUCUGGUGAUCAUCCGCGCACCUUAGGGACCAAUCAGGGGUCUCUGCCUACGGUCAGUGCACAGGACUCGACAUCGCUCACACCCCUAAACCGCACCUUACAGGGUCCCUGUUCCUCAGAUGAGAAGGACGAGUUCUCAUGUGGUGUGCACCUGCUGAACAAGAAUGGAGACCGGGACUCAGAGGGUGCACAGGGCCUGCUUGCCAAGGCCGGGUCCGGGAGGAGUGCACAGAGGAGGUCCAAGUCCUCAGCCUUUCCCUCCUCCUUGACCUGGGACUCGGACUCGGAGAAAGAGACACAAGACGAGGAGGAGCUACAGCACUUUUGUAACCCUCAUGGUCUCGCCGCCCACAGUCCCGGAUCACCCACCUCGGGAUGUGAGCCAGACAGAAUAGUCCAAGAGAGUUGCCAAACACCAGAGAAACCUAAGCUUGCACUCCCUGAGAAAGACUUACUCAUGCCUAUCCAGGACCAAGUGGUCAACACACAGAAGGAGGGGUCAAAGAGAAUGCUCUCCACAGAACCAAAAUUGUCAGAUGGUGAAGCUGAGAAUGUAUCCAGAGAAAAAGAGACAUUUGUGCCCAAAAAAUCAAAAGUAAAACCAAAGGGGGGCUGCUCCAAGGAGGAGGCUACGGAUGAUCAGCAAAAAGCUAAAGAUAUGGGCGCAGAGAAGGACGUGUACACCUUCCCUGGGGACUCGGACCCUGAGAGCCCUCCGCCGGCCCCCUGGGCACACUGCACCUUUGUGGAGCGGCGGAGGAGGAAACGGGCCCUGCUGAGGCCUUUCUCUGGUCUGGGCAGCUGGCAGCAGCGUUCAGUGCCAGGUUCUGGCCGGAAAUCGAGGGCCGCCGUCCUCAGACCGAAGGAGUGCGGAACUGUAGUUCCUAACAGUGGAGUCUUUGAUUUUAAGGAGGAGGAAGAAGCAGACGAAGAAGAAGAAGAAGAAGAAGAAGAAGACAACAAAGACGGGGAUGAGGAAGAGGAGGAGGAGGAGGCCGAGAGGAAAGAGCCAACGCUGAAAAGUGAGACGCCACAGGAGCCAAACCAAGACAUUUGCCCAGAGAUUUUCACCUGCGUGGAAUGUAGCAUUUACUUCAAGAAGAAGUGCCACCUUCGGGACCACAUGGGAGAGCACAGCCAGAGGGAGGGGCGAGGGGGCAAGGGCGCCGGUAGCUGGCGAGGCAAGGCCUCUCGCUUAGAGUGCAAGGAGUGCGGGCAGCUGCUGGAGGACAGGUUAGCGCUGACGAACCACCAGAGGCGGCACCGCGAGUCUCGCUGUAAGAUCCUGGAGGAGAUCAGCAAGCUCAACGAGAGCGGGAAAAAGCCGGGGGAACGGAGCGGGGGGGGACGUGUCAGGGUGACGGAGCCCAGAGGCAAAAAGCCCACUCCCGUCUGCCACCAGUUUGUUUGUCUGAAAUGCAACUUCAGCACGGACAUUCCCCAGGAGCUCGCCGACCAUGCCAAAGCACAUGCUCCUCGAAAGAGAGCUGGCAUGCUGCGCUGCUCCCCGCGCCUCCAGCCAAAACUUUCCUCGGCAGAGACAACCCAGUCCCCUGGCGCCCGGCCCUCGGGCCUGGCCACCGCACUGUCCCGCGAUCAGCACUCUGUGCAGGAAUCUAGCGGCCCUGGGCUCUGCGAGCACCUUUGUCCAGCUCACUCGUCGCAGGCCAGCGCCGCAGAGAUGGAGGGGCAAAAGGAGCCAGGCCUGCAUGCAGAGCCAGGCCUGCAUGCGGAGCCUGCCGAUGAUCCUGCCGUCACUCCUCAAGUUCUCGCCGUCGACCCUCUGGAGAAGCCCACUGUGCCCAGGCAGACUCCUCCGCAAGCGGGGCCGAGCCAAGAAGCGGCUGAUGCCCUCGUUGCUAACGAGGCAACGUUAGCCACGGAGGAUCGCUCCCACCAGGCGACGCCAGCGGAGGAGACGGAGCCAGAAACUCCAGAGACGGAGCCGCCGCCGCCAAAGAGGGAGGUGGCAUUCAAGAGCAUUGGGAAUCGGAGGUCAUCUCGGGGGAGGAAGGGAAGCAGCAGCAGACCAGGGCAGUCCUUGGCCAGAGAGGACAACGCCUCUGACAUGGCAGACCAGGAACAGAGACAGGUGGACAUAAAAGACCAACCCUUGAAGAGGACUCAAAGUAUUCCAGAGGCCUCGGCUGGACCCAGCGUGGACAACAGCAAAGUUGCCAACUUCGACCCAGAUACCUUCAGCGUGAUGCGAUGUGAGUUCUGCAGUGCCGGCUUCGACACCAGAGCUGGACUGUCCAGCCAUGCGCGUGCCCACCUGCGUGACUUUGGCAUCACCAACUGGGAGGUGACCGUCUCCCCCAUCCACAUCCUCCGCGAGCUUUUCUCCAGCAGGCCGGACCUUGUCUUACCUACAGCCCCACCUCGCUCCCCAACUUCUGGGGAGGAGAUGGACGCAGAUCUCACCUCUGAGGCAGACAAACCAGUCUCGGCUGGACAUAAGAUGGAAGAGGAUAGUGAUGAUGAGCCAAAACAAUCAUCACCUCUACCUCGGAAGAAACAUAGUGUCUGCGACCGAGAGGGGGAGGAACAGCAGCAGAAGGAGGAUGAGGAUGAGGAAGAUGAAGAUGAUAUGCCUGUGCUAGAUGGCAUGGCUCCCAGUCCUGCUGAGAGGCUCUCACCCCUGGAGUCAGAGAACCGCUCUCCGAGAGAAGGUGCCGACAGCAAGGGUGUGCUGAAGUGCAAGGUUUGCGGAGCCCUGUUCGAGACGAGGCGGGGCCUGUCGAGCCACGCACGCUCUCACCUGCGUCAGCUCGGCGUGGGUGUGUCGGAGAGCAGCGGCGCUCCCAUCGACCUCCUCUACCAGAUCGCCAAGGAGCGUUCGCUGCCCCACUCACCCCCCCAGUCACCCCCCCAGUCCAAGAGGUCCCCACGACACAUGUCCACCCCCAGCCCCCCUCGCCAGGAGAAGCAGGAGAGGCGUGUGGAGGAGGAAGAAGAAGAGGAGGAGGAGGAUGUCAAACCCCCUCCCAUUCUGGCGUCCGCGGUUCAACUGCCCCCUUCACCCUCCAUCCCAUCUCCGGCCGGCUCCAUGCCCCCUUCGCCGUUCGUCAGGUCCCGCUCCCCGUCGCCGGUGCUGAGGAAGGCUCCCAUCUCCUCGCUGCUCCCGGUGUCGUCUCCGCUGCGCUCCCUGGAUGGCAGGGGUGGCAUGGGCAAGACCAUCCUCGCUCCCCCCCUUCCUCCCUCUAAGCCCUACUGGGCUCCACAGGAGACGGACGCCCCCCUCAACCUCACGAUGGAGCCCGACCCCAACAAGGACAUUGUGUGCCAGUUAUGUGGCGCGUGGUUCGAGACUCGCAAGGGCCUGUCGAGUCACGCGCGCGCCCACCUGCGCCACUUUGGCGUGGAGUACUCCGAGUCCAAGGGCUCGCCCAUCGACCUGCUCAACCGCCUUAUCCUCACCGACGACUUCAAGCGCCGGGUGGCCAACCUCUCCCCCUCGGCCGGCAUCGAGGACCUCCGCAGCCUGGUCUCCUUCCCCAUCUCCUCCGUCUCCUCUCCCCCCUCCUCCUCCUCCUCCAAGCGGCCGCUGCUGGCCUCGUCCCACGCCUCCCCGCUCCUGUUCAAAGCCAGCGCGGGGGGCGGCAGGGCGGGCCCCAAAACUACCUCCACCCUGUUUGGGCCGCCCAGCAAAAAGGCCCGCGCUUCCCCACAGCAAGUCUUCCGCCUGAGUGGUGGGGAGCUGACGCCCUACUCCCAAGCUGAACCACAGAAAGAGGUGGGUUGUGAGUUCUGCGGCGAGUACUUCGAGAACCGCAAGGGCCUCUCGAGCCACGCCCGCUCCCACCUGCGCCAGAUGGGCAUCACCGAGUGGUCGGUCAACGGCUCGCCCAUCGACACGCUCCGCGAGAUCAUCACACGACGCGGCCUGCCCUGCGCUCUGCCCCUCAAGUCCCCGCGCUCCUCGCCCAGCCCGGGGCCCCCGCGGCUCUCCCUCCCCUCCCCCCCGGCCGGGCUCCUCAGGCGCCUCCCGUUCCCCUUCACCCACCCGCCGGGACACCACCAGCCCACCGCCCGCAGGAUGGAGCCCUCCGCCUCGGCCUCCAGGGCCUCCGCCAGCCCCUCCGCCGCCCCCAGCUCCGCCUCCCCGCUCAAGCCCAAGCCCGAGCCCGUCCAGCUGGAGGUCACCCCGCCGAGUGGCGCUCUGGACGGUGGAGAGGGUGGAGGCGCGGGGGGCUUCGCCAUGGAGCGUCUGGGCCCCAGCUGGGUCAGCUCAGACAGCCUGCACCCCAUCAGCAUGAGUCUGGCUCAUGACUCGGAGCCCACGCGGGACAUCCGCUGCGAGUUCUGCGGCGAGUACUUCGAGAACCGCAAGGGCCUCUCCAGCCACGCCCGCUCCCACCUGCGCCAGAUGGGCAUCACCGAGUGGUCUGUCAACGGCUCGCCCAUCGACACGCUCCGCGAGCUCAUGCGCAAACAACAGCAGCAGCAGCAGCAGCAGGGCGGCUCCUCCUCCUCCUCCUCUUCCUCCCCCGCCCGACCCCUUCACAGCUCCCCCUCCGGUGCUGGGGUCAAGAAGGAGCCCCGUCCCGGCAGCAGCCCCACCUGGGAGGGCCUCCAGCCCCAGCAGCCGCACCGGUUCUCCCGCAAGCCCCCCCUCAACCUGCUGCACCCGGGGCAGCCCAGGCUGCACAAGCACGGCAUCUCGGGACUGGCCAGCGUCUCGGGGCCCCUGCCGGCGGGGAGGUUCUUCGCGGCCGUGGCCCAGCAGGGCAAGGCGAGGGAGGACGGCCAGCGGCCGGCCCAGGAGAGGGGGAGCCACCAGGGGCCCCAGGCGAAAGCCUUCUCGCCGCCUCCGCAGGACUUCUCCUUCAAGGGGAAGACGUCGCCAGACAAGCAUGGGGUAGGCCACUUGGAUGCCAGCUGCGAGCUGUGUGGCUUUUACUUUGAGAACCGCAAGGCCCUGGCCAGUCACGCGCGAGCUCACCUGCGGCAGUUCGGCGUGACCGAGUGGUCGGUGAACGGCUCGCCCAUCGAGACGCUGAGCGCCUGGAUGCGCAGUCGGCCGCACAAGGUGGCAGAGAUGCAUCGUGGGUACAUGCAGGGUGGACGCUCUGGUUCAAAGAAGAGGGGUAGUUCCUCUCUCUCGCCCUCGUCUGACUCCGGCCACACCUCUCCGGUAGCCCAGAAGCCUUCCUCAGCGCUGUGGUCAUCUCUGUCACAGAGUCGGAACAGGGCCGGCGAGGUCGCUGGAGGUCAGUGGGGUUCGUCGAGGUCAACUGAGGUCAGAGCAGGAAACCGGACCUCCCAGCACGGCCACGGCCCUCAAGUCUCCAGUCCUGCCUUGCCACACGCACAGGUCGCCCGAAGUGAGCUCAACGUCCGCUUACCACGAGGCUUUGAGCGGCGGCCCCUGAAGCACCCGUCCCACCCAGAUGCAGGAGAGAGAGAGACUGGCCCUCCCAAACCCCCCCGCACCAGCACUGUCCCUGCACUGGUGCCCAAGCCCCCCUCAACCCCACUGGUCAAAGUGGUGGGCAAGAUCUACUCCCUCAAGUGCCGGUUUUGUGAGGUGGAGUUCCACGGGCCCCUCUCCGUGCAAGAGGACUGGAUCCGGCACCUGCAGCAGCACAUCCUCAAUCUCAACUACACCAAGCCAGCUACGCCCAGCGCGACCCCUGACCCCAGCAAUGCCGCCGCUGCAGCCGGCGCUAACCCCAAACCCUUGCCCGAGACCACACCCACCUCCUCGGCCCCGGUCUCCGUCGCUACCUCUGCUGCGCCUGUGUCCAUCACCACGGCUACCCUGACCCCCAACCCCACACCGACGGCUACAGCUCCCCCGACCCCUGUCCAGACACCCACACCAACCCCCACCCCCACCCCCACCCCGUCGUCUCCGUCUCCACCCACGCUCAUCCCCACCCCCACGCUGACCCCAUGCACAGUGGCCAGGCCUCUUCCCAGCCCCGCCACAUAAUGCACCUGCCAUAGACAUUUCCGUUUGCCUUCAUCUUGCCUUCAUCAUUGUAUUAAAUGCCAUCUGUCUCCUUACUGUUACCAACGAAUCAUUCUGUCGGAGGAGGAGGAGGAGGAGGAGGUGAGAACGGACAUGACACGACCCCAUGUGAAUGGGACUUUGUGCUGCUUCUACCAGUGGGCCAUUCACUGACCACGAAGCGGGUGACCUAAGCAGACCCGGAGGUGUCUUGAGUUGUCCACGAGCUGCUGGGGGUUCAUGCUACCUCGGCUCUUCAGCAGAGAGGCCUUCCUACUUUUUUUGUACGUGUAGUAACGAUGCGUGUACGAGCGCACCCGGACGGACAUGCUCACAUAAGCUCUCCAAGUAAAGAUGUCCUCUCUUCCUUUUGCCAUGCCUCUCUGGUGCUAUUACUGGCUGCCAGCAGCCACAAGAGUAGCGCCACCUACUGGUAGCUUGUAUAUGAAUCAGAAGAGUACCUGAGUUGCUCUCUAUUCAAGACAAUGGUAAAAACACUUGUCAGUGUGCAUUUCCAUUUUCCAUUAUUUAUAUUUUGGCCAGUGUCUUUUUUUAUUAGCACUUUGUUGACCUUAUCAUUGCAAAGCAUUUGCUUCAGGCCAAAGCCUAAAUGUCCACUCCAAGUGGCAGGGAUAAAAAUCCCGUUCAAUUGAAUGUGUCUUAUUUUUACGUUACAAACAUAAAGCCACAAAGCCCCACCCCUUAAAACGGUGCCACAAUGAACUGACUUUGGCACACUGCCACCAAAAGUGUCCACCUGCACCUUCUUAAUUAAUAUUAUGGCACACAAAAAACGUUGGCACUUUUUAAAAAAGCAAGAAUUGUACAUUAAAUCAAGGCAGGCCCAAUCCCAUUUGAUAUGGCAUUUUCAUGGUCAGUUAGUAUGUCGGAGUAACUAAACGUUUUUGUGUCGUUUUGAACUUUAAUGAUGUAAGAGGAAUGUUUUAGGUAGCCAUAAGUGAAGGAUCCCUUUUGCAUUUCAACAUUCUACCACACUUUUGUUGUGGUAGCUAUUCCUGUUCGACCUUCUUUUUUUGUGUGUGUCUACGCUCUCAAAGAAUACUGUUAGGCAUUGGUUCGGUACUGGGCCUACAUUGUGGUAGCCAGGCCCUGAAGGGCUUGUCCCUUCAUCCAGUUCCCCCCACCCCCAAGCCUUUUAAAGGGCCAUUUACACCAGAAAUGAUAGCUAUAAACAAAACUGUAACUUUAACAAUGAAGCUUCCACACUGAUCAACAACAAAGAAGGUCUCUCCUGGUGUUGAUGAAUGUGAUGUAUGAAACAUUUUGAUGGAUUCUGAUUGGCUGACAGCUUUUUAUCGUUCACAAAAUCACUCUGAAAGUGAUCCCCAAAUAUAUCGUCCUUCAUGCCAUUAUUGUUAUAGUUCACGUGUGGACGUCGUCAUUCAUAUUAGUGUGAACAAUACUUUCUUGCCGUUAUCAUUAUCGCUAUUGUCAUCAUCAUCGCUAUCGUUAUCGGUAUCGUUAUCGUUAUCGUUCUUGGUGUGAAUGGCCCUUAAGACAGAGCGCCAAACUCCUCAAGCUUACUUGCUGCAUGUGUGAAUGCAAUGGGCCUGAGACUUCCUUGGCCAAAAUUGUCAUAGAUGUACGAAUGGAGGAAUGCACAUGAUUCACAGAUGUUACUUUGCAGUUCUUCAUGUAUGUUAAUUUGCUGUUUCGUGUGUCUUAGUGUCUGUCUGUAUGCCAGUGUUUAUGCUUGUUGGUUUGUGCGUGUGUGUGUGUGUGUGUGUGUGUGUGUGUGUGUGCGCGUGUGUGUGUGUGUGUGUGUGUGUGUGUGUGUGUGAAUGCGUGCAUGAGCAGUUACUAAUAAAGUAAUGUAAACGGAAGCUAUUUGAAAGUGACUCAGACCACCUGUUGCCAGUUCUCACUCAACCAUGCCAAGAGCAACACCGUACUGCAUACACCGGCCCCUGCGGGUGUGCCAAAGACGCUGUCCUCUCGCCUCUCUUUGCACACCCCACCCCUGCGAGCUGUUCACACCGGACUCUACCUGUCUGAGCAAAUGGCACUCUUAACUGAGUGUGCGACUGACUGGACUGAAGGGGGCAUGGCCUUUUAAGCAAAAGGGAACUUUUUUCUCUCUCUCUCUCUCUCUCUCUCUCUGUCUCUCUCUUUCUCUCUGACCGCUGGCACAUGGUGGGAGAUGCACAAAACUGCCCCAGACCUCACUUGAACUCUGACCCCACCACCACAACAGUUACAGAGACUUUUGAAACAACAGUGUUUUUUUUUCUUUUGUUAUUGUUUUUUAAAAAGAAACAGGCACGCUAGCCGAGCACUACCACAGUGGAUGACAGAAUGAACUCCCAUGUGCAUCUUUUCCAUUGCUUCAGAUAAUGUUUGUAAGUUGAAGCAAUAAGCAAAGGGUCCACAUCAUAUGUACUAUUAUUGACUGUAUGUUUCUGACAUUUACAAAGUUACUCUGACUGUUAAGAAUCCCGUAGGGAGUAAAAAUAGAUACAGUAUACAGUUAAGUGUAAACUAAAUGUAUGACAUGAUUAAGAUUAUUACUAGACAUUAGCAGUUCUGUUAACAGCUAGUCAUGACAAUGUGAUUUUGAUUUUCAUUUAUUGUGAGUUUACUUUUGACUUUUCAGCUGUCUGUUUGUUUUCAGUUGUCACAUGUGUUUCUGUGUUUGAAGUCAUAGACAGUGAAAUAGAUUAGUGCUCUUUUUUAAUCAAUUAUUAUUUUUAAGCUGAAAGCUAUGACAAGUCGGUGCUCGUGAGAAUGCAAUGAAGAGAGUAACGUGUUAGAUAGGGUGAACUUUUGACUGUUGUGUCCUACUGCAGAAGGACUCUUAUCCCUGGGCCUCAUGCAGUAACAUUCUCUUAAAUUUGUGUUACAUUUUCUGUUCUGUAUCUUCUAUUGUGAAAAAUGGGAGAAAAUCAACUCCAGAUGCUCAAAACAUCAAUAUUUAUCUAAAAAUCUGCUCUUA